Messenger RNA from Hylaeus anthracinus, 2695 nucleotides. Its product is annotated as serine-enriched protein. Gene Ontology annotation, molecular function: protein binding. The record is from RefSeq and is a predicted model, not a curated record. NCBI's taxonomy places the organism in Eukaryota, Metazoa, Arthropoda, Insecta, Hymenoptera, Colletidae. The coding region runs from base 935 to 2473 and encodes 512 amino acids. The transcript is spliced from 10 exons.
AUUGGUCGGUUGUUUUCCCCAGAAUGUGCCAUUCAGCCACUGUGCUGCAGCGCACCACUAUCCACUUAUUGUUCAGUUCGGGUACUAAAUAAUUCGUGCAGCAUUCGAACCAGAAUCAAAUUUACGCAAUUGUGGGUUGAACUACCUCGCCAUAAAUCUAACUAGCCGAAAACCGGUUGCAAAAUUAUGUUACGUACAGAUGCGUGUAUGUCUGUGACUGCUUUGCUCUAAAUCUCAGGAGUGAUGUAUCAGAAGAAUCGUACUAUCAAAAUUUCGAUUUUCGAACCGUAAAAUUUAAAUUAAAUCCUUGUUUCUAGCCUCUAAAUAUUUUUUUUACAACUUCCAAAUAGUAACAGCGAGAAUAUUUGACGAGUCUUGGUGAAUUUAUCCAACAGUGUCGGGUUUUCUUGGGGUCGAAGAUGUUGACGCAAGAGCCUGGGGCGAAUGACAUUGCGAGACCUGACGACGAAGAGGACCAGUCGUUGGCGGAAUUUUCGCGCGUGCACAGACGCGUACAUAUUUAUUUAUUCGGACGAUAUUGAACGCGGCGGGAGCCGAUCGAGCUGGCGAAUUCAAAACAAACAACCGCUACCGACCGCAGAGCAGUUCGUGCGCGAUUUGUGAACGAGUUUGCGGCAAUCUCUCCGUGCGAAAUACGUAACGAGAGUGUAAUUCAACGAUUUUAAUACCGACGCCAGAAUUCACGGCAUUAAGGGGUUUAAAUGAUAUACAAUUAAAAAGAAUAAUUCUAUUUGCUCUUUUUGAAUCGAGUGGACCUGUUGAGAGUACAAACCAUUGGAAUUCGAUGGUAUUGAAGUAUUUCAAACAAUUUAUCGUUUUAAAAACGACGUUUCGAGUGGUAGAAUCCCUAUUUGGGUUUUGAAGGGAGAAACUUUCUCUUGCAACUUUUCGGUGAUUCUUGGACUCGAGCAUCAUGGCAACCAGAGCUGUCUCUGUGGGGGCAACACCGGGGGCGGCAGGGGUGUCCGGCGAGGCUGGUCUAGCCGGUGUACCCAGACUUCUGGAGGACCUCGCCCGACUCUCGGAAGACAAAGACACAGCAGAUAUUAUCUUUUUGCUAGGCCGGGAUGAGGUGCCAGUGUACGCUCACAGAAUCAUACUCCAAGCGAGGUGCAAGAACUUUACGGCUGCCAAGAGGAUCGGUACACCUGGAAAUCCAACCCCUGUCCGUAUGCCUCACGCUCAUCCGGAAACGUUUCGUCAAUUUAUCCAAUAUAUUUACACCGGCAAGAUCAUGAUGCAGGACAGCGGAAUUUUCGAGAUGCUAGGACUCGCUCAGGAACUCGGAGUUGAGGAACUUUGGAGAAGUUGCGAGGAACACGUGUCCGCCACUCUCAGUCCUGGAAACGCGUGUGCUCUUUUGACUGCAGCUCUGGAUGCCCAAGAGCGAGUUCCUGGUGGUAAAGGAGCUUGCUCAUCCUUUAUUGAAAGAUGUUUUGCUUUCAUUGGAGAAAAUGCUGUUGACACGGUUAAAACAACAGCAUUUUGCAAUCUUCCAAAGGAUGCACUUGUGAAGCUUAUAUCAUCAGACUACUUGGGGUUGGAGGAAGAAGACGUUUGGAGAGCAGUUCUAAAUUGGGCUAAAUACCAGGCAGGGGUGACGCAGCCUACUCAACACUGGACAGAGGAGGAGCGCGUGAGGGUUUGCCAACAUUUAUCAGGAGUGAUAAAUCAUGUUCGCCUGCUGCUGAUCGACAGCCAGGUCUUUGCAGAGGAAGUAGAACCAACCGGAGCAGUGCCUAUAGAGUUAUCCUUGGAGAGGUACGAAUUUUUCAAUCCCGAUCGAUCAAGUGGCUCGAAAUUCAUAAGGUAUAGAUAUGCAGCUUUACCCAACAAAUACGCAGAAAUUUGUUCGGAUAAGCGGUUACAGCCAAGAGUAAGUCCGUUUCUCUUUCCUGGGUCACAAAUUUUAUCUCGCGAUAAGAUGGGUUUUCAACGUCUCCUGAAUCAAUGGUACGGAUCACCAAAGCAAAGUUGGCGUUUAGUGUAUCGAGCCUCUAGUCAUGGUUACUCUGCACCGUCAUUUCAUCGACAUUGUGACGGAAUUUGCCCAACAUAUGUAAUUGCACUGGGAACUCGAGGAGAAAUUUGUGGUGGUUUCAGUGAUGCACCAUGGGGCAAGACGAAUGCUAAAACUCACUACAUCUUUUCAGAAAAAGCUUUCCUCUUUACUUUAACAAACAAUCAAGAUGUACCUCCAACGAAAUAUGACAUUGUGAAGAAACCAUUUGCAAUUUGCUAUCAUCCAGAUAUCGGACCAAUUUUUGGAGCUGGAGCUGAUUUACUUAUUUCUAGUAAUUGCAAUGUGAAUAUGGAAAGUUACAGCAAUCUUCCUCACAGCUACGAUGGCGAACAUGCUUCCAAUACUGUACUCAUGGGAGACUACCACUUUUCUGUAGUUGAUUACGAAGUUUUUACACCGAGCCAUUCAGUUUCCAAAUCGACUCAUUAAUAAUAAAUAAAUAUUUCUCAUUCCAUAAGAUUGUACAUAUAUAAUUAUGCGAGUACAACAUAAAAUGGAAGUGUACUAUUAAGAAUUAAAACAUAGGAGUGCAAUUUGUUGUUCGGUUCAUAAUUGAAGUAAAUUUUAUAUUCGCACAGAUUAUAUUAUGCAGAAAGUUUUGUACUAUUCAGAAUAAACAUAAACGAGUUAUUAGGUAUUUUCAGUUGCCAU